GACACAGAGACACACUGCUAGAGACAGAGACAGGGAGUGAGACACAGACACGAAGUGCACUUGCCCCCAGAGUCUGGUGAAGGCUACACAGGGGACCUUUGUCUUUGUGCGAGUCCAGCCGGAGACAUGACGGAAGAGACACUCAGAGCCGUGGUGAAGAUUGAAGCAGAACGAGACGUCAGCGUGGGUCCUGUCCGGGAGACAUCGCGGCCGCUGAGGGUGAAGGCCGAACAGCAGGAGGGAGGCUCCGCUCCGGACGUGAAUUUGAUCAAAGUGGAGCUGCCCGAGGACAGUGGAGAGCCUUGCGAUGGACCGGCGCUCUCUCCGGAUCGGAACUUCAUCGAGGUCGAGCUAUCGGAGCUGUCGGAGCAGGACGAGGAGGAGGAUGAUGUCGACGAUGAUGAUGAUGAUGAUGUCGACGAUGGCGGAGACGAAGUCGGUGCGACGGAGCGGCCGCCGUGCGCGGAGUGCGGCGGUGCCGGCGGUGCCGGCGGUGCCGGCGGUGCCGGCGGUGCCGGCGGUGCCGGCGGUGCCGGCGGUGCCGGCGACGUCGCGACCCCGAGAGCCUGCGCGGAGUGCGGCACGGCCCCGCGAGGCGACCGCGGUCACGGCCCCGGCCAACGGCAACAGCGGCCGCGGGCUAAGAAGGAGAAGCAGAAACAGCGGCAGCAGAAGGGGAUGAGGACACCCGGCGGGCAGGAGCGGCGUGCACGAUCGGCGAUGGGGAAGGAGCCGGCACGGGUCGCCGACGACGCGGGACGGCGGCAAGAGAGGAGCGACGGCACCGCCGCCGGCGCUUCGGGGAGGAAGAAACCGAAGCCGGGGGUGACGUGCGCGGAGUGCGGCAAGGACUUCUCGUACCGCUGCCUCCUUCGCAAGCACGCGGCCACGCACACGGGCGAGCGGCCGCACGCCUGCGCCGAGUGCGGCCGCGCGUUCUCGCAGCGCUACAACCUGGAGGCGCACGCCCGCGUCCACACGGGCGAGCGGCCCCACGUGUGCGCCGAGUGCGGCCGGGGCUUCGCGCAGCGCUUCGCCCUGGCCAGGCACGCGCGGGCCCACGCCGGGGAGCGCCCGCACGCCUGCGGCGAGUGCGGCAGGCGCUUCGGGGAGCUCUCGGACCUGCGGGCGCACUCGGCGGCGCACGCCGGCGACAGGCCGCACGCCUGCCCCGAGUGCGGCAGGCGGUUCGCGCGGCGCUCCGUGCUGCGCAAGCACGCCCUCACCCACACGGGCGAGCGGCCGCACGCCUGCGCCGAGUGCGGCCGGGCGUUCGCCCGGCGUUACGCCCUGGAGGCGCACGCGAGGACGCACGCGGGCGGCCGGCCGCACGCCUGCGCCGAGUGCGGCCGGCUCUUCGCGCGGGCGUCCUACCUGAGGAAGCACGCGAGGACGCACGCCGCCGAGCGGCCGCUCGCGCGCGCCGAGCGCGGCGGGGGGCUCGCGCGGAGCUGCGGCCCGGGGGCCGGAGCGAGGCCGCACGCGGGCGAGCGGCCGCACGCCUGCGGCGAGUGCGGCAGGGGGUUCGCGCGGCGCUCGGACUUGAAGAAGCACGCGAGGACGCACUCGGGCGAGAGGCCGCACGUGUGCGCCGAGUGCGGCAGGGGGUUCGCGCGGAGCGACUAUCUGAAGAGCCAUUCGAGAACUCACCGCCGGCUGUAGAGACGCGAUGGCGGGAGCGCCCGUAAGGGAUUGGGACGCGGUGGCGGGCGCUUCAGCCGCGAAGCGUUUGGCAAGUUAGCUCGCGAAGUGCCGUGCCUUCUUCAUUUUCUUCUGACCCUUCUGCUAAUUCCUUUUGUUCUAAGCCUUCUUCUCAUGCCAAUUCUUCUGCUGCUAAUUCUUCUACAACUAAUUAUUCUUCUAAUUCUUCUUCUAAUCCUUCUUCUACUACUAGUUCUUCUUCUAAUUCUUCUACUAAUUCCUAUACUAAUUAUUGUUAUAAUUCUUCCACUAAUUGCUAUACUAAUUAUUCUUAUAAUUCUUCUACUAAUUCCUAUACUAAUUCUUCUAAUUCUUCUACUAAUUCCUAUACUAAUUCCUAUACUGUCUUCUAAUUCUUUUACUAAUUCUUCAACUAAUUAUUUUUCUAAUUUUUCUUCUACUAAAUCUUUUAAUUCUUAUUCUUCUAAUUCUUAUUCUUCUAAUUCCUCUUCUAAGCCGUCUUAUUCUAAACCUUAUUCUUCUUCUUCUUCGUACGGCUGCUGGAGUAGACGCAGAGCAACGGCCACAUUGUCACAUUCGGGUGGUCAAGCCAGCGGGUACCCGCGUCGGUGGGAGCAGCGGAGUAGCAGUGCAUCGCCGCGAUGUCUCCUCCGUGUGCCUCGCGGAGUCUCGGGGCGUUGCGUCGCUACGUGCUUCGUACGGCCUGGCCGAAUGCAUUCAUUGGGCUGUGCCGGGCCUCGGCUACUUCCUCCGUCCUUCGAGGUGCCGCAAAUUUUUAGUUUGUGCCGAGACAGACGGCUUGACUCCUCGCAAGGACGCACACGCAGGCACACACACACGCAGGCACGCACGCACACGCGCACACACACGCACACGCAGGCACACACGCACA
Molecule: messenger RNA, 2554 nt
Organism: Petromyzon marinus (sea lamprey)
Lineage: Eukaryota; Metazoa; Chordata; Hyperoartia; Petromyzontiformes; Petromyzontidae
Source: RefSeq, a predicted model, not a curated record